Molecule: messenger RNA, 1644 nt
Organism: Episyrphus balteatus (marmalade hoverfly)
Lineage: Eukaryota; Metazoa; Arthropoda; Insecta; Diptera; Syrphidae
Exons: 5
Coding region: 123-1520 (465 amino acids)
Source: RefSeq, a predicted model, not a curated record
CCACAAGUUUACAGGUUUUUGUUUGACGUUUAAAAUAUUUUGACAUCCAAAUGUCAAGUUUUCGAUGAGAUUUAAUUUUUGUUGUUUAAAUCAGCUUAAGCUCACAAAAUUGAUCAAAUAAAAUGAACUCUGACAAUUUAAAUAUAAUUUUAAUUCAUAAACAAAAAACAGAGGAAUAUAUAAAAGUUUUACAAAGCUUCUUCCUCUUUGAGACACCAAAUACAAGAAAAAAACGACUUCGAAGCAUCCAGAUAGCUAAAUUGGUAAAGAUGAGAAAAGAGAUUUUUGAUGAAAUAGAAAAACUCAACUCCCAGAGGACCAUUUGGACAAAGAUACGUACCAGCACAUUCUGGGAAGAAGAAGUUAUGCAAAACAAUAAUGAACAUUUUAAGCAACACUUUAGAAUGUCUCGGGAUACCUUCGAAGUUCUAUGCAAUGAAGUCAGAAACUUAGAGAAGCACGACACACGUUACAGGAAGUCUAUUCCACUGAGAAAAAGAGUAGCCAUAGCUAUCUAUACUCUUGGCUCAUCUGCGGAGUAUAGAACCAUUUCGGCUCUUUUUGGUGUAGGCAUAUCGACAGUUUAUAUUAUCUUAAAAACUUUUUGUAAAGAAGCCUGGCGUGUCCUUCACCCUAAAUAUCUAUGUGCUUAUCCACUCACUUCAGACAUUAUAAAAGAAAAUGUAGAUGGCUUUCAAAAGCUUGGUUUCCCCCAAUGUUUUGGAGCUAUAGAUGGUUGUCAUAUAGAGAUUCAACCCCCUUCACAAGAUGCUGUCGAUUAUUAUAAUUAUAAAGGAUGGUACUCGAUGGUUUUAUUGGCUAUAGUUGAUUAUCGCUAUAGAUUCCUUUACAUAAACGUUGGAAGUCCGGGCCGCUGCAAUGAUUCUCAAAUUUUUGAAAAUUCAUAUGUUAAAGAACAGCACCAACAACCAAUUCUUAAAGAAAUGUCGAAGAAUCUUUGCGGUGUAGAUAUUCCUGUUUUACUUCUCGGAGAUUCAGCAUUCAGGUUAUCUGAAUAUUUAAUGAAACCGUAUCCUUUUAAUACCACAGCAACAGAAGCAGAAAAAAAUUUUAACUAUGUUCUUUCGAAAUGCCGAAGAGUAGUUGAAAAUUCUUUUGGUCAUCUUAAAGCAAGGUUUAGAAGAUUAGGAAAAGGUCUCGAUAACCGCAUCGACAACAGUACAUUGAUAAUCAAAACAGCUUGUGUUUUACACAAUUUCUUGAACGUUUUUAAUGACGACAUAAAUAUUCAGUGGUUGCAAAAUGCAAAUAAUACUCUAGAGAGAGAACAACCUGAAAAUAUUACCCAAAGAGAUGACUUUCUACCAACGCCUUCAAUUAUACGAAACGCUAUCACCAUGCAUUUAGAUGUGGAUGCACCCUCAUCAGGCGAUGGAGAUAAUGGGUUUUCUUUGUUGGAGCAUUCUGAAUACUCAUGGUCCUCUAUCACCGUGAUAUCUAAUGAUGAAACUGCAGCCGUAGACCCACUUGAAUUGGAAAUGGACUCUGAAAGAAUAUAAAAUAGAGUGUGUAAUGUAUUUACAUACAUGAAUUUUGUUAAAAUUAUAAUUUUACCUGAAGGACGACUGUCUUCCACAACAAACUCUAAAUUGUGUAUCCGGUGUCCUCCAAGAAUGCUGUGUA